Molecule: messenger RNA, 1805 nt
Organism: Somion occarium
Lineage: Eukaryota; Fungi; Basidiomycota; Agaricomycetes; Polyporales; Cerrenaceae
Source: the annotation of a GenBank genome assembly
CCGCCCGCCGAUCAAUGUGUCGUUCUUUCCAUUUCAUGGUUGCCCACGACCUCCAUUCCUCCUUGCUCAUCGUUUGUUCCGACGUCCGGAGGCUUGUCAUGCAUUGUUGACGACGAACACUCAAACAAAUCAUCUUUCGCAGCACUCACAUCAGUCUGGUUUCGAUCUAGGCCGUUGAGCGGUCGUUUCUCAGUUUGGUCGAAAUCGCACACCGUACGAACAUCGGGACCUUGCCUUUAUCAUCUGGUUGUUCAAAAGUAUAUAUUCGUUCUCGGAUUCACUGAAGAUGCUGGCCGCGGCUCGUCCCCUGCUUCCCGCCCCACCGUCAUGGUAUCCAGGACAUAUGACCCAGUUCGCACGCAUGCUUCCGGAUCUCCUUCGACGCACCGACGUCGUUUUGGAACUCAGAGACUCGCGGUUACCUUUGACGAGUAUUAACCCAAACUUUGAAGGAGCCUUGCGGAAGUGGCGUAACGAACGAGGAUUCAUUUCACCACAAAGUUUGGGUACUAAUGUUGCACCAGCUCCCUCGCUACCAUACACCCCAGUGUGUGAGCGGAUAGUCGUGUUUAACAAACGCGAUUUAGUUUCUGGAUGGGGGAUCGAGCCAUUCCGCAAGGCGAUGGCCAAGAAGCACCCUGACCAAUCGACGUUUUUCGCUUCCUGGACGCGUCCGAAAGAUGUCAAGGCACUCAGCGACAUGCUCAUCGACAUCGCUAGAAGGAACACGCAUGCCCCCGAACUUAAUGUCCUUGUGGUAGGCAUGCCAAAUGUCGGGAAGUCGACGCUACUUAAUGCCCUCCGAAAUAUUGGCAUUGCUGGUCCGACACCAAAGGCCCUGCGAACAUCGGCUCAACCUGGCCUGACUCGCGCUCUGUCCACACGCCUCAAGCUGUCGGUCGACCCGCUAGUGUACGCGUUCGACUCCCCAGGCGUGAUGCUACCGUUCCUUGGACAAGGCGACCGUGGCGCUGAGCGCGGCGUCAAGCUCGCUCUCAUAGCGGGUAUCAAGGAAGGUCUGUACGACAUCGAGUCCCUCGCGGCGUAUUUACUCUACCGACUCAACAUCCUGGAUCCUAUUUCGCCGGCGUACUUGGAAAUUCUUCCGCCUUCGACUGCGCCGCUAACAGACGUGCUCGAGUUUCUCGAUACACUAGGCAGACGGCUAGGUAUGCUCCGGAAAGGCGGGAUCGUGGACACGACGCGGUCUGCGGUCUGGUUCAUCAAGUGGUGGCGAGAAGAAGGCUGUCGAACGGCCGCGAGCACGCCUCUUCUCACGUCGUUUGCAGCGGACGCUGUGCCAGGAAGUCGGACACACAGACGCGGAUGGGGAUUUGACCUUGAGUGGAGUGUGGAAGAGUCGGAGCUAGAGCGGUACGACAAGUCAAUGAUUCAGGCAAAAAUGGAGGAGUGUAUCGACACGUACGAGGCGGAGUUGAUGGAAGAGGAGCGCGAGGGUGGGGGCAUCAGUUCGACCCAGCAGAAGAAGCAUCUUCGGGAUGAACAGCUAGCAAAGAGAGCCGCAAAAACGAAGGCAAAGAUGGCUAGGAGUCGCUAAAAACACGACAGGCGUGCUCUCUCUCCUGGACGUGCCAGAUGGCGUUCUUUACCAGUUGACGGUCAGUAUAUUCCGACAUGAUGCUGAUGUAUCUUCCUGACGAUGCGCCCCACUUAUAGGCUGUGUAGAUGUGUAUACUAAUACAUACCGACCGCAAUUUUAGCAGAAGUACCCUUACUCGUAGGCCAUCUUUACCUGAGACCUGAUAUGUGCAAGAGGCGUUUUUCUUGCACCGCGCAGGUGGUUC